Myxocyprinus asiaticus (Chinese sucker) is the source of this 10202-nucleotide messenger RNA. Its product is annotated as protein argonaute-3-like. Gene Ontology annotation, molecular function: protein binding; RNA binding. The record is from RefSeq and is a predicted model, not a curated record. The transcript has 19 exons. Gene Ontology annotation, biological process: regulatory ncRNA-mediated gene silencing; regulation of stem cell proliferation. Lineage: Eukaryota; Metazoa; Chordata; Actinopteri; Cypriniformes; Catostomidae. The coding region runs from base 548 to 3151 and encodes 867 amino acids.
UGUUUCCUGCAGUUGGUAUUUCCUGUAGGGUCCCUGACUGUACCGAGAUGGUAAACCCGAGGCAAACCGGCAACAGGAUAGACAGAGUCGGAGAAGCGUCAACGGCCGCCGGUAAACUAGGACUAAAGCCACUAAAAUAAAAAGGCACAGUUUCGAUUCACUAAGUGAAACCAAGUUAUUAUCCUCGGAUCUGAGUGUUUGCCUUUGAAUAGUAAGAUACCGUCACUUUAGACAGUGCGAAUGGUCCGAAGCUCAUGACAAACUCUGUUCCGCGGCGGCUGUGAAAAAAACAUUUUCCUCUGAGUCUUUGGCGAAGGUUUUGGGCUUGUCAGCUAAUAACAAUUACAGAUUUCCAAGAUACGGUAGGAGACAUUCCGUGUGUCAGUGUCUUUUGGCAGACUGAAUCAGAACUGGCUGGGUGGACCUCAGAGCCGAGCGGCCCGCGGUAGGAGCCGGGGUAAGCGAGGAUAUUCAGCGGCUUGGAAUAAACCUUCAGCCGGUAUUUGAUCCCCUGGAGCCGGCUAGAAUCCGGACAGAGACCUCAUGAAUGGAAAUCGGAACUACAGGAGCCGUUGGGGCUGCGCCCCUGUUCUCCGUACCUCGGAGGCCAGGCUAUGGCACCAUGGGGAAGCCCAUCAAGCUGCUGGCCAACUGCUUCCAGGUGGACAUCCCCAAGAUGGACGUCUACCUGUACGAGGUGGACAUCAAUCCAGAAAAGUGCCCACGGCGUGUUAACAGGGAGGUGGUGGAUUCCAUGGUGCAGCAUUUUAAGGUGACAAUCUUUGGGGACAGAAGACCAGUCUAUGAUGGCAAGAGAAGCCUGUACACUGCACAUCCGCUACCAGUGGCCUCAGGGGGGGUGGACCUAGAUGUGACCUUGCCAGGUGAAGGUGGAAAGGACAGGCUGUUUAAAGUCAACAUUAAAUUUGUUUCGCUGGUCAGCUGGCACCUACUGCAUGAGGUUCUCACUGGGCGGAGCACGACUGAUCCGUUGGAGCUGGAUAAGCCAAUCAGCACCAAUCCCGUACACGCUGUGGAUGUGGUGCUCCGCCAUCUGCCCUCUAUGAGGUACACCCCGGUUGGGCGGUCUUUUUUCUCCUCCCCUGAGGGCUAUGAUCACCCAUUGGGUGGGGGGAGGGAGGUGUGGUUUGGGUUCCACCAAUCAGUGCGACCAGCUAUGUGGAAGAUGAUGUUGAACAUUGAUGUGUCUGCCACUGCAUUCUACAAAGCUCAACCUGUGAUUCAGUUCAUGUGUGAGGUUCUGGAUAUCCACAACAUUGAUGAGCAGCCUCGUCCUCUUACUGAUUCCCAUAGAGUCAAAUUCACCAAAGAGAUCAGAGGUCUAAAGGUGGAGGUCACCCACUGUGGCACCAUGAGGAGGAAGUACAGGGUGUGUAAUGUAACUCGCCGGCCAGCCAGCCACCAGACGUUUCCUCUCCAGCUGGAAAAUGGACAGACGGUGGAGAGAACAGUUGCUCAGUACUUUAGGGAAAAGUACAGCUUACAGCUCAAAUACCCCCAUCUGCCCUGCCUGCAAGUGGGACAGGAGCAAAAACAUACUUACCUGCCUCUGGAGGUGUGCAACAUUGUGGCAGGCCAGCGCUGCAUUAAAAAAUUAACAGACAACCAAACAUCCACCAUGAUCAAAGCCACGGCCCGCUCGGCACCAGACAGACAGGAGGAGAUCAGUAGACUGGUGCGCAGUGCCAACUAUAACGCGGACCCCUUCGUGCAGGAGUUCCAGUUUCGUGUGCGGGACGAGAUGGCGGAGGUGACGGGUCGUGUCCUGCCCGCCCCCAUGCUGCAAUACGGCGGCAGGGUGAGCUCUGAACACUUUAUGAAUCGAACAGUAGCAACCCCAAGUCAUGGAGUGUGGGACAUGCGAGGCAAACAGUUUCACACCGGAGUGGAGAUCAAGAUGUGGGCCAUCGCUUGUUUUGCCACUCAGAGACAAUGCAGAGAGGAAGUUCUCAAGGGCUUUACAGACCAACUGCGCAAGAUCUCUAAAGAUGCAGGUAUGCCCAUACAGGGCCAGCCAUGUUUCUGCAAAUAUGCUCAGGGAGCAGACAAUGUGGAGCCCAUGUUCCGUCACCUAAAGAACACCUACGCGGGCCUCCAACUCAUUAUCGUCAUACUGCCUGGGAAGACUCCUGUCUAUGCUGAAGUGAAGCGUGUUGGAGACACACUGUUGGGAAUGGCUACUCAGUGCGUGCAGGUGAAGAACGUGGUGAAGACGUCACCUCAGACCCUCUCCAACCUCUGCCUCAAGAUCAACGUCAAACUUGGCGGUAUUAACAACAUUUUGGUGCCUCAUCAGCGCCCAUCAGUUUUCCAUCAGCCUGUCAUCUUUCUGGGAGCUGAUGUCACUCAUCCACCUGCAGGGGAUGGCAAGAAACCCUCCAUUGCAGCUGUUGUGGGAAGUAUGGACGCUCACCCCAGCAGGUACUGUGCUACAGUCCGUGUGCAGAGACCCAGACAGGAAGUCAUACAGGAUCUGGCGUCCAUGGUGCGAGAGCUGCUCAUCCAGUUCUACAAAUCCACCCACUACAAACCUACCCGCAUCAUUUUCUACAGGGACGGUGUGUCUGAGGGGCAGUUCAGACAGGUGCUGUACUAUGAGUUGCUGGCCAUUCGUGAAGCCUGUAUCAGUCUUGAGAAGGAAUACCAGCCUGGCAUCACCUACAUUGUCGUACAGAAACGCCACCACACACGGCUCUUCUGUGCUGACCGCACUGAGAGGGUGGGCCGAAGUGGUAACAUUCCAGCAGGUACCACAGUGGACACUGACAUCACCCACCCUUAUGAAUUUGACUUUUAUCUUUGCAGUCAUGCUGGAAUACAGGGGACAAGCCGACCUUCACACUACCACGUGCUGUGGGAUGACAACUGUUUUACAGCCGAUGAUUUCCAGCUAUUGACCUACCAGCUGUGCCACACAUACGUCCGCUGUACCCGCUCCGUCUCCAUCCCUGCACCAGCCUACUAUGCCCACCUAGUGGCCUUUAGAGCCCGUUACCAUUUAGUGGACAAAGAACACGACAGUGCGGAGGGCAGCCACGUGUCAGGCCAGAGUAAUGGGCGAGACCCCCAGUCUUUGGCUAAAGCUGUGCAGAUCCACCACGACACUAUGAGGACCAUGUAUUUUGCUUAGCCCUGCCUCCACGUAGCUGUCAAUCACCCAUCAUCAUGCACUUAACUGAGGAGGGCUUCUCCCAACCACAGGCUGCUAAAGAGAACCAAAUGUAACCGAGGAAAUAGCACUGUUAUGCAAUAGAAAAACAGCCAAUCUUUCCACUGCUGCUUUUGCUUACGGAUUCAUUUGUCUGUUUAAUGGUUUAAAGUAUGCAGAUUUAGCAGCUAUACCAUUAUUUAUUAGAUUCGUAGAUCAAUUAGAUUUUGCCCGCUUAGGUCACAAAACCAAGCACAAAGGUUUGAUUGAUCAACUUGUACUAGAUCAGUGAAUGAGGCAGUGUUAUUUGUUUAGGACAGGGUCGAUCAGUAGAUUUCUCCUCCAAUCACACACAAACCAAGACAUCAAGAUCUUUACAUUUUCAAUUGAAAAUUACAUUUUAAAUGUGUGUUGUUUUUAUUUUAAGGUCUGGUGAAGAUUGCUGUUGGAGGACUGCCACUAGAGGGCAGUGUGAUGUUUUGCAAUUAUUAGUUGACAUCUUGGGUCUUACACUGCCUCUCUAGGUGCUUUUAAAACAUUUAUUUUUGUGCUUAUCUGAGACUAGUCUUGCUGUUUUUGCUAGUAAUGGUUACACCAUGCUUUUCUAGAGAAACAUUAGCAAAAACUAUAACCUCUUCUUGGAAUGUCAUUCCGUUCCAACUUGUAGGAAUCCACAUCUGUCCUUUUACAUCUUAGUCUUAUCUCACUUUUUAAACAAAGAAUUCUUAUUGAGGCUCAACUUUUAUUCCAAUCCCACACUUUUUCAAAUGAUUAUACUGUGGAUACCUCUGUGAUACAUUAACUUCCUGGUCCAUGCACUGCUUGGAAAAUGCUUCGCCUACCAUUUAACUUUGGUUUCCAAGCUGUUCCUUUUGGAUUUCUCCUCAGCUCACUCAUUAAGCAGGGGUGUUGAUUAGCUAAGGGCUGCGGUAUCACUGAAAGGGAAACUUUGAACUUGAGUGACACUCAAGGUUUGGUAAAAAGUUUCCAUGUAGUCAACUAAAUGUUUAUGUAUGUGCGUUGAAUGUCCGGUUCCUCAUUCUUCUGGUGUGCACUUACAGCGCUUUCGAGUCUGUCGAAGCAUGACCACAACAUACUUGAUGGAUAUGCGUGCGCAUAAAAUUCCACCCAAGGCUAUUCGAAUGCCUAAGUUAUCCUUAAAUCUUAACUUUACAGCUGUUGGACAUUUCAUAUUUGGCUUACAUUUAUGUUCUUUGAGGUUAUUUAUGAUUUAGCUUUUAACAUUGUCAAUCGUGCAUCUGUAAAUUAUCUAUUUAAUUUAUCAGUUGUCUAUUCUCAAUUUCUCGUUUUAGCCCUGUGAACUGACAAACACUGUCCCAUAAGCCUUUUAGUGCAAUAAGCCAAUUAUUGAAGGCUGUUUUAGACUUUCAUUUUACAAUGCAAACCUUAUAAGUGAAUGAUUUAUUUUAAAUCAGUCUUUAUGUGUGGCAUUUUGUAAGAGAACUUGAAAGCCAUGGGUGUGAAAGGUUUUAUUGAAAUGGAUUAGCAAAUCAAUUGAUGUGUUUAAAGGCAAUUGAAGGACUGGGAUAGUGGGUGACAUAGUUAGGUUGAGUUUACAGAAGAGAUGGUUACUCUCAUCGAUAUGUCUUAUGCGAAAGAUGCGACUUGCUAUCAAGAGGUCUAGGACAAGCUAUUCAUGUAGCCGUCAAUUGAGACAAAGUGCCUGUUUUUAUAGAAAAUAUCCCUUAAAUUCAGUUCUGUUGGGGCACAUUUUAAAUGUAUAUUUAAAGUAACUUAAUAGCGUGUUGAUACUGUAUGGUCAGACAGAUAUUUAGCUAUUGAAACUGUUAAGGCUUAAGUCUUUAUUCGGCAAUUUGAAUAGUUGAACUAAUGUAGAACUGUCCUAAGUCAUCUUUUCCUCUUCUUUCAUUUGAACUUUCAACCUUCUUUCGAAUGAACCUUUUUUAAUUUUCUUUUGAACAUAGUUUUUUGAACGUGUUUUCUUUAGAUUUUUUUUCUAACUUUCAACCUUCUUUCGAAUAAACCUUCUUUUGAACUUUCUUUCGAACAUGCUUUCUUUCGAUCUUUCCAACUAUCUUUCAACCUUUUGAAUAUACUUUAUGAAUGAAUGCUCUUUUGAAUAAACUUUUUCUGUCUUUAUUUCUUUCAGUCUUUUUAGCUUUUCUUUCAAACCUUUAUCACUAUUUCUUUUGCUUUUUUUAACAUUCUAACCUUUCACAUUUUUUCUAAACUUUUUUUUGCACUUUCUUUCAAUCUUUCUUUUUAGCUUCUCUUUCAAACUUUCUUUCAGAAACCUGCUCUUUAAUAGCCCCUGUGUAUUCAAUUGCAUUCCACACAGACCAAACCAACGUGCCUCAGAAAACGGGGGUAGCAGGGAGUAAAAGGCAUUUGAAUUGUUGUAGGGUGGGUGGAGGGUUAUAUUUGAUAACUCUAUGACCUCUGGCACCCUUUCACAUCGCCCUUACUGUGAAUGGCACUGUGGUCGUUCUGCCCUAUAGCCACAAAUAGGUGUUGACCACUGUAGCUGCUACUGUGCAUAACACUUUUACACCUGCUUUUAUAUUUGGAGAGAUACCAAGAGAGAUUCUGUGAGAAAUGACUGACAAAUGUAUUGAUGCACUUAACUGAUUUAUACAAAGCUGUACGGUCUCAGAUUGGGUGAAAUGCCCUGGGUGCUAAGCAGUGUGGUGCUGUAAUUUGGGGGAUCUUAACCACACUUAUCUCUACAGUGCAUUUUCUUCGAAACCAUGUCAAAUUAUAAUUGGUCAGGAGUUUUUUUUUUCAUAAACAAAGUGGUUCACUGGAUGAACGUUUCUAAAACAUGUAACUUGAGCUUUAGGGCCUUGUUUAGGAUUUUUCCCUUUAUGGUUCAGUUAGCUCGCUAAGUUUUGAAAAUUCACAUACAUUUUCUCAAAAUUGUUUUUGUGGAAAAAUUUAAAGGAACAGUUUUAUUUCAGCCAACUUAAAAACAUUGCUUAAAGGGAUAGUUCAACCAAAAUUGAAAUUCUGUCAUCAUUUACUCACCCAAGCGUUCAAAACCCAUAUGACUUUCUUCCAUGGAGCACAAAAGGAGAUGUUAGACUGAAUGUUAAGCACUCACUUCCUAUUUACUUUCAUUAUGGAAAAAAAGAGCAGCUUCAGUGUUGUUCAAAAUUUCUCCUCUUGUGCUCCACAGAAGAAUGAAAGCCUUGCAGUUUUGGAACAAAAUAAAUGUGAAUAAAAUGUAUUACUUUUUUAGAAAGAAAUGAUUGAAAUGAGGAGAAAUUAUUCUUUUCUGGUUUAACUAACUGUUUAAUCUAAAAUGUCAAUUUUAGCGGGUUAACUGAAAUUCAACAACAACAAAAAACUAAAAAUCUUUGUGCUAAUGUCGAAUGGCUUCGGGGCUCUGUUUCUUUGUUUCAAUGUGUUGAGAUCUGUUACUUCUCUGCCGCUACCAGCAUUUGAAUUUACUUGAAUAAGGGGAGUGUUUAGUAGAACCUGCACCCAUGCAUGUUGGGCUGUAGGUGUUGUGUGCUUCAGUCUUUUAAUGACAGCCUAUACGGCCUUCUGAAGUUGCCACGGAAUAAGUUGCUUAAGGCCUGUAGGUGGGGCAUUGCAUGUAGGGGUGGAGCUAAUCCGCUUGGUGGGUGUGGCUUAAACAGCACCUCCCAUAAACUGUGGUAUUACACACACUCCACCCCCUGGCUUAAAGCUGGAAUGUGGAUACCUUCAAUUAAAGGAUUUUUAAUUCAGAGCAGAAGUAAAUAUGUAUAUUUUUAAAUAACGGAACUCCAUAAUGCACAUCAGUUAUUUUUGCUAACAAAGUCUAUGAGAGAUUAAGCAAAAGAUGAUUAAUAGUGAUACUGAUCAUAUAAAUUGGGAUAAUAUGCAAUAGACUAUUAACUAGAUUCGUCUUGUUUUUCAAAAGGAAGUUUGUGUGUCUCUGCAUUGUCCUAUGGUAUUGGGAAAAAAGAAAAUGCCUACAAAGAGGUGAACCUUCAAUCAUUUUAUUGUAAUUCUUAAUUUUAACUUAAAAAUGAAGGUACCACCUCAAACAUUUCUAUUUAAGUGAACAGAUUAGUAAAUUCAACCAAAAAUGAAAAAUCUGUCAUUUACUCACCCUCAUGUCAUUCAAAAUGAUGUUUAUUUUCUCAGUAGAUCAUGAAAAGGAAAUGCACCAUUCACCUUCAUUGUAUGAAAAAAGAUGCAAUGAAAGUAAAUGGUGACUGAAAGUGUCAAUCUCUAACAUUGUGCAUCUUAGUGCCAUAAAGGUUCGCAACAACAUGAGGUUGAGUAAAUGAUGAUAGAAUUUUCUUUUUAGGCACAUUUAAAAACAUCUGUAGGUUACUAACCCCUUUGAACUUGUCAUUUUAUCGGUGUCUGAACUAAAGUGAUAAAGGUAUAUGCUACGCAACUGUUUUAUUCAAGCCUGGAGUAUUUGCUGCUUGUUUUUAUUGCUUUGACUUUAAGGUGAAGGUUCAUCUUUAGGGCAGACUUAGUGGAAUGUGCCUUUUCUGAUGGUGCUGUUCUCAGACAGAAAAAACAAAACAAAAAAUAAAUAAAUUAAGGGCCCAGCAAGCCUAUAUUGAAGUACUUAUAUAUAUAUUGAUAUGCUAUACUGUAUAAUGUGUGUUUCAGAGUGUUAAAAGUGUAUGUGUGGGUGUAAUUGUGCCUCUUUAUUCGCCAAGAACACAAUAAAUUGCAGAGCUUGCCAGUUACAGGGUCUCUGGACCAAACUUUCUACAAGGGUUAUAGUUUUUUUAAGAAUCUGGAACUUCAUAACUUACAGAUCAAGCACUGACCAGGCAGGCUACUGUAUAAAGCCUGGGAAUGUCAAUUAUAUCUGAAACCUGUAGUUGUUUUUUUUUUUUGUUUGUUUUUUUUUUUUUUUUUGUCUCCAAACCAUUUCCAACAUUCAGUGUCAAAUAUGUGUUUUCUGUAUGUGAUGAAAAAGCAAUAACUUAAUUGGUAGCAUCAUUAAUACAGUACUUUGCCUGAAUUCCAGUUCUGGACACCUUUAAACUGGUUUAGUUCUAGCCAGGAACGAACUCACCUGAUCCAUCGGUUACUUUAUUAAUGUGGUUAAUUUAUUUUGGAUGUAUCUGCAAUGUCACAAAAAUUAACUGCUUGAUCUCAAAGUAACCACUGAUCAUUGGCAUAGAUUACUAAAUUAUGACAUCUUUAUAUGUGAUUAAAUACAGCACAUUAUUAGCAAUUUAUCAAAUGUCACUUGUCUGCAAUGAAUAUGAUCAGGAGUAUCAGUGUCCAGAUUUAUCAUACUAUGCAAGCUUCUUCUUAACUUGAAGGAACUUCAUAGAAUUCUCAGAAGUUAACAGUCUGUCCAUUGUGAUGCAACAGACGUUCACAGCUUUGGCAUAAUGGUUUAGUUACCUUGUGCUGAAAUAACAAUGUUAAUUAACUGAUAAUACAACUGUCCUGUUUCAGAAAUGGAACUGUCCCUUUUAUUUUAUUUCAACCCUUCUAACUGUGGUCUUUCAUUGGGUCUUUUUAUUUGGUUGUUCUAUUUAAUUGUCAAUGUUUUAAUUAAAAAUAUAUGUAUGCAAACUUUUAUGGAUACAUGUCUUUUAAACUGUUUGUCUUGGAAAAAUAUUAUGCAUAUGAAUAAAUAUUGAAAAUACAUAUGUUUUUUGUGUUUAUAGUGAGGGGUGACUUUGGGAAAUAAUUUACUGCUCACAUUAUUGUAAAUUACUAUAUAAUAUCCUUUGUUAACAAGGAUCGAGAAGAACACCCUUUUGUUGAUGUACAUAAAUGUAGCAUUGUAAUCAUUGUACAGAUGCAGAAAAGUGUAGGGUGUAUGGCAAAACUAGAUACAGUGGUGGCCAAAAAUACUAGCACCCUUGGUAAAUAUUAGCAAAGAAGGCUGGGACAAACAAAUCUGCAUUGUUUAUCAUUUUGAUCUUUCAUUAAAAUCAGAAAAAUCUAAUCUUUAAUUGAAGUAAAACAAUUAAAAGAGGGGAAAUAUCUCAUUAUUAAAUAUUUUUCUCCAAAACACGUUGGCCACAAUUAUUGGCACCCCUAGGAAUUCUUAUGUGUAAAAUAUAUCUGAAGUAUAUUCCCAUUCAUAUUUUAAACUUUUUAGUACACGUGGGUGACUAGGAACAUGAAAUUGUUCAGCCAUGACUGCCUGUUUCACAGGGGUAUAAAUGAGGUAACACACAGGCCAAAUUCUCUUAGUCAUCAAUCACAGUGGGUUAGACUAAAAAAAUAUAGUUCUGAUGUGCAGCAAAAGGUUGUUGAGCUUCACAAAAUGGGAAGUGGCUAUAAGAAAAUAGCCAAAGCAUUGAAAAUACCCAUUUCCACCAUCAGGGCAAUGUUCCAAUCAACUGGAGAUCUUGAGAAUCGUCCUGGAAAAGGACGUGUGUCUAUAUAGUUUCCAUGCACAGUGUGGAGGAUGGUUCAAGUGGCCAAAGAAUCUCCAAGGAUCACAGCUGGAGAACUGCAGAAAUGAUUUGGGUCUAUGCGUUUUGGAGAAAAAUAUUCAUUUAAUAAUUAGAUAUUUCCCCUGUUUCAAUUGUUUUACUUCAAUUAGAUUUUUCUGAUUUAUUUUUAUUUUUAUGAAAGAUCAAAAGGAUAAACAAUGCAGAUAUUUUCUUUGCUCAUAUUUACCAAAGGUGCCAAUAUUUUUGGCCACCACUGUAGAUUACAUAAGUAGAAAGAUUGAUAGGUGCUUUAUUAAUCCCAAGAUGGAAAUUGGAUAAUGCUAUAAUACCCAGAGAAACCACUAUUAUAUGGACAGAGAUCAAAAACAUUAUUUGAAUACUAGGAAACACUAGAUUUAAAAUGUUUUGACUGACUUUUCCAUGCUCAAAAAUAUUUUAAACAAUUCACAGCACACUUGCAGUACAUGCAAACUAAAAAACUGUCACAACUCAGUAUAUACACUACCGGUCAAAAGUUUUGAAACACUUGACUGAAAUGUUUCUCAUGAUCUUAAAAAUCUUUUGAUCUGAAGGCGUAUGCUUAACUGUUUGAAAUUAGUUUUGUAGACAAAAAUAUAAUUGUGCCACCAUAUUCAUUUCAUUACAUAACUAAAAUUUAAUAAUAAUAAAAA